This is a messenger RNA of Pseudopodoces humilis (Tibetan ground-tit), 1179 nucleotides long. RefSeq names its product RAD9-HUS1-RAD1 interacting nuclear orphan 1 (gene RHNO1). Lineage: Eukaryota; Metazoa; Chordata; Aves; Passeriformes; Paridae. The record is from RefSeq and is a predicted model, not a curated record. Gene Ontology annotation, biological process: cellular response to ionizing radiation; recombinational repair; DNA damage checkpoint signaling. Gene Ontology annotation, cellular component: chromosome; nucleus.
CCGCUCCCGCCCCGGCUGGGGCAGCGCCGACAGCUCCCUUCAACCAUGCUGCCCGCGACUGGGAGUCCUGCAGUGCGCCCGGGCCGCCGGCAUUACGCUGACUCCGGGUGAAGAGCUACCGAAUUUUACCGUUUAACGUGUGUGUCACGGCUGCACCGGGCUAGGGGGGCCCGCAGGACUCCCUGAGCACGCCGCCACCUAGAUUCAAGAGCACUUUAGCAUCUCCUCAGGGUGCUUCCCUCUUUCUUCAAUUGGCUCCAACAAACAUCAUGAGGUUUCUAAGUAGUUUUACCACACCUUUUGAUGCCUCCGAAGAAGAAGUGUACCCACAAGGCCAGGAAGGCAGAGCUGAUUUUCCUUGAGAGGCCAAGGGCAGGACCCAUCCAUUGUUAUGAAACUCCACUGCAUUUGGCUGAGAAUCCCAGACAUGUGCCUACAAAACCUGUGGACCAGGACACUUCUGCUGCCUGGGUGUGCCCACAGUUUGACACAGCUAAGUCAGUGGUGUUGAAAGCACGCCAGAAAAAGCAUCGUGGUCCUCACAAGCCCUAUCAUCAGGAUGCCAAACACAGUUCAUUUCAUGCAGGAGGAGCUUGUCGAGGAGCUGUAGCCUGCAGAUUUCCUCCUUUAACUUUUGAGACUCCAGAAGGACAUACAGUCCCUCCACUGGAUCAUCCAAAUCGCUUGAGAAAGAAUGCAGAAUGCUCUCACAACCAGCCUAAGAAAGGGACAGCAGCAAACGCCAACAUCCAGGUGAAGCAUCCAGAGAACUGUGGAGAGCCUCCUCCCCAGCCUGUGGAGCAAGAAGUCCUUAGACCUCCAGAUGCAGAGGCUGCACAGGUUUCUUCCCCAAGGAAUGGGAGAUGCAGCAACACUCUAGCACAAAUUGGUCAUGUCUGGCAUCCAGAAAAAGAGCUGGCAUUUGGUACUGAUCCCUGUGGGAGAGGGGAGGUGGCAGCAGUGCUGGUUACAGAUACUCCCGAGCACGAGUAUGGAGUGAAGGUCACCUGGAGACGGCGGCCUCGCAUAAUGAAGUACCUGCGGGAGCAAGGGAAGCUGAGCGCUGCGGACAUCCUGGUGAAGGCAGACAUGGAGCUCUCGAGGAGACAGACCCACACCUGACCGGGCGGGAGCAGCCACUCUGCUGCGUGAAGGACACGCCUGAACAGACGAUGUCGC